Molecule: messenger RNA, 1665 nt
Organism: Dufourea novaeangliae
Lineage: Eukaryota; Metazoa; Arthropoda; Insecta; Hymenoptera; Halictidae
Product: F-box only protein 22-like
Exons: 5
Coding region: 179-1339 (386 amino acids)
Biological process (GO): positive regulation of proteasomal ubiquitin-dependent protein catabolic process; protein polyubiquitination
Molecular function (GO): protein binding
Source: RefSeq, a predicted model, not a curated record
UGAGUAGAGACCGCGGAUCUGUUUAUGACAGUUGUUCGUGACACAAGCAGACACGGCGCAACAGGAAUCAUUGAAACCAACUGAAACAACUAUUUGAGUUGAUUCAUAUGAUAAAUAUCGCUCAGAAAUUGGUAAAUAAGAACGUCGUGAACGUUGUAAAAUUUGAACGAUCGCGUAAAUGGAGGAUACACCGCGAAAGAAGACUCGGGGAAAUGGCACUAACGAGCCGGACACCGCGGACAGUGAAAAAGUUUGCGACAAACCCCCAAACGGACCCUUAACCUACGACAUUUUAAGAAUUGUAUUUAAAGAGUUGAAUGGAAUGGAAUUAUGCAGGGCCUCAUUGGUUUGCAGAUCCUGGUUAGAAGCAGCAAAUGACGAAAGGCGAACCAGGGGUCCAACCUAUUUCAUACAGAAUUGCAAAGAACUUUUAGCCAAUGAAAAAUUGAGUAUGGAACGUAUUAAAAUGCAAAGUAUUAAAAAAUUACAGAUAAAACCUGCUUUAGGAUUAUUUUUUACAGCACCGUCAAUACCAUUCAGUGAACCAGAUUGUCACUGUAAGGUUCUUCCUCCAAAUUGUGAUACUGUAACAUUAGGGACACAUGGAGUUGUCUUUAAUAAUAGGGAGAUUGAGGGAAAUGUGGAAAAUAUUGUAUGUGCAUUUCUACCUGAAGUACCAGAUGUAACAAUUAAAACAUUUGUAAUUGGAGACAAUUCAGCAACAAAGAAUGAUGUAUCAAUGUCUGUGGAGAACUACAGUGAAGAAAUUAAAAAAGUUCUUAGGACAUCAGAAAAGAGUCCUAAUAGAUCUAAAUGUUUAUUACUGUUCUGUGAUCUGAGAGGUCGUAAUUUAGCAGUAAAACUUUCAAAUUCUUUGAGAAAAAGUUACACAACAGAUGAACUUUCAGUAUGGGGAGGAAUAGCUAAAGAUUUAUUAGUUUGUAAUGCAAAAGAUAGUAAGAACGACAGAUGCGGAGAAUUUGCAUUCUGCGUUGGUAUAACUUUGACUGGAGCAUUAGAUACUUGGUCUAUAAUCGUUGGUAGAAGUUACAUGACUAAAGAUCGCGUGGAACAACGGAUGAAAUCGUUCAGAAAUCGUGUUCGUUUAAAAAAGCACUCCAUAGGAUUUAUGUUCGCGUGCUUUGCUCGCGGGGAAUAUAUGUUCGAUGAGUGCAAUGUAGAGUCAACCAUUUUCAAAAAAUAUUUUCCGGAAAUACCGUUAGUAGGCUGUUUCGGUGAUGGAGAAUUUGGAAAGAAUUCUUUACCAAACGAAUCUAACAAAAAGGCAAAGUGGUAUAAUGUGACAUCUACCAUUUUUUUAAUAAUUACUUAUGGUUAAGUUUCACAUGUGAUGUGAUUUGCUGUCUACUAUUACAUUUGUACAGGGGACAUUAGAAUAAAAUUAUGAAAUCGGAACGUACACAGUGUACGUUAGAUCGUUAGAAAAAAUAAGUCAGCAAUCUCGACGUGUAUCAGUAAAAAGUGUGUUGUAUGACAAUGUGUGAUAAUAUAUUCUAUGUUCAUAUAAAUUCGCUUUUUUAUGCUGCCCCUCUUGAUCUGUCAAACCGUUUAGUUAAAAUGAAAAUAAGAUUAUCAGUGCAGAAAACGACAGUUCCCUUUAAAUAAAGUGUACAUGUUACUAUUUACUUUCGCGCGAUACGAAAA